CACUGUGAAACCUGCUGGACAUCGCCAUCCCCCUGCCCAGCUCCCCCACUGUGGUCUGUCUCAGAUAUAUUGUCCCCCCCACCCCCUCGCCCUCCCCUCCUUAAUCUCCCAGAUUGUCGGCGACUUGCUGCAGUCGAUGCUGCAGUUUUGAGCCGCUCCUGCACCGGGACCGCUGACUCAAUGAGAAAGAGAUGCUCGCAUUCGUUUUGGUGUCUGGGUCGCUCUGGAUUAUAUUAGAGCUGAGUUCCACCCUGAUGGAGAAGAUGCAGGCCCAGGAGAUGAUGAGCGGCCUGAGGAUACCGGAGAUGGACGAGCUUGGCCAGUUCUUUCGCUCCUUGCCGACCUCCACACUGGUGGGCAUCGGCGCUCUUACUGCCGUGCUGGCGUACUGGUUGGCCACCAGACCCCGUCCCAUCAAGCCCCCUUGCAGCCUGCUGCACCAGUCCGAGGAGGUGCCGCAUGAAGGUGGAGGUCGCAGGUCCAUGAUGGGUGACAGCUCCAAGCUGCUGACUCAUUACCAUGACGACGCCAAGACCAUGUAUGAGGUCUUUCAGAGAGGCCUCCACAUAUCUGGUGAUGGACCUUGCUUAGGCUCACGGCUCCCCAACCAGCCUUACAAAUGGAUGUCCUACAAAGAGGUGACCGCCCGGGCUGAACAUCUGGGUUCAGGCCUUCUGCACCAGGGCUGCCAGCCCAACCCAAACCAGUUCAUCGGAGUGUUUUCCCAGAACAGGCCAGAGUGGAUCAUCUCCGAACUAGCUUGCUACACCUACUCCAUGGUGGUGGUCCCCCUUUAUGACACACUGGGCCCAGAUGCUAUACGGUUCAUCAUUAACACUGCUGACAUCUCCACCGUCAUCUGUGACAAAGUGGACAAAGCUCAGGUGCUUCUGGAUAACGUGGAGCGGAAGGAGACGCCGGGCCUGCGGAGAAUCAUCCUGAUGGAUGCUUUUGACGUCGCCCUCGUGGAGCACGGCAAGGGCUGCGGCGUCCACGUGCAGGCCAUGCAGGAAGUCGAGGCUCUGGGCAGAGAGCACUACAGAAACCCUAUACCACCGGAACCAGACGACCUUUCCAUUGUGUGUUUCACCAGCGGAACCACAGGGAACCCAAAGGGAGUCAUGCUGACCCAUGGGAAUGUGGUGGCAGAUUUCUCAGGCUUCCUCAAAGUGACAGACAAAGUCAUUUUCCCCAACCAAGAUGAUUGCCUCAUUUCCUUCCUGCCACUGGCUCACAUGUUUGAGAGACUCAUUGAGUCUGUGGUUUACUGCCAUGGAGGACGUAUCGGGUUCUAUCAGGGCGAUAUCCGUCUCCUCCCAGAUGACAUGAAGGCCUUGCGGCCGACCAUUUUCCCUGUGGUGCCUCGACUGCUCAACCGCAUGUAUGACAAGAUCUUCAGCCAGGCUAACAGCCCGUUGAAACGCUGGCUGCUCAACUUCGCCGCAAAGAGAAAAGGUGCUGAAGUCAGCAGUGGGAUCAUUCGCAGUGACAGCAUCUGGGACAAAAUCUUCUUCAGUAAGAUUCAGGCCAGCCUGGGAGGAAGGUUGAGGAUGAUUAUAACAGGAGCCGCUCCUACCUCGCCCACUGUCCUGGGAUUCCUCAGAGCAGCUCUGGGAUGUCAGGUGUACGAGGCGUACGGCCAGACAGAGUGCACAGCUGGCUGCACCUUCACCACACCUGGAGACUGGACCCCAGGUCACGUCGGGGCCCCGCUGCCUUGUAACCUCAUCAGACUGGUGGAUGUUCCUGAGAAGAACUACUUUGCCUCUAAGGGAGAGGGAGAGGUUUGUGUGAAGGGACCAAACGUGUUCAAGGGCUACCUCAAAGACCCGGAGAGGACGGCCGAGACGCUGGACGCAGACGGCUGGCUUCACACCGGAGACAUCGGCAAAUGGUUGCCUAACGGCACACUGAAGAUCAUUGACAGGAAGAAGCACAUCUUCAAGUUGGCGCAAGGCGAGUACAUCUCCCCUGAGAAGAUCGAGAACAUCUACAUUAGGAGUCAACCUGUGGCACAGCUAUAUGUUCAUGGAGAUAGCCUGCAGUCCUGUUUGGUGGGAAUUGUGGUCCCUGACCCUGAAGUCAUGCCUGAAUGGGCCAAGAAAAAAGGCAUUCUAGGCACCUACAAGGACCUCUGUAAAAACACAGAAUUAAAGAAGGCAAUCCUUGAAGAUUUGGUGCGUCUCGGCAAGGCCAGUGGCCUCCACUCUUUUGAGCAGGUGAAGAACAUCUACAUCCACAACGAGAUGUUUUCCAUUGAAAAUGGCCUCCUGACGCCGACUCUAAAGGCCAAGAGGCCGGAGCUGAAGGAGUUCUUCAAGGGGAAGAUCGACCAGCUCUAUAGCAGCAUCUCCAUGUGAAGGCCGGCAGACCUCAUUUUUCUUCAAGCAUCUUAACACUAAGAUCUGCUUUGGCCUGCAUUGGACAAAGAUGUGACACCUUAGGCUUAACAUGCUUUGGGAAAGCAAACCAAACCUGGCCCAAACAAAUCAAAGAAAUAAAGUGAAAUAUAAUACACAUCUUUAUGUGUAUUUCCUUUUUAUGUGCGCAUUUAUUGUGUCAUAAUUACAUGAAAGCACAUGAUAAAAGGAAAAUGAUUUAGCUUUUUGUCUGAAUUUAAACAAAUUAAAAUUAGCUAAGUGGUGAGAUUUAGUGUUGUCCAGCAGAGGGCGACAUAGACUUACAAUACUAAAUACAAAGCACUGUCAUUAGUUUUCAUAAGGCUAUGCAAAGGACCUACAUUUCUGAGAGGGAAACACAUUGUCGAUAUCAAAAUGAAAAAAAUCAACUGCCAAUCACAACCUUGAGAGUGGGGCAAUGGGUGGAGCUUAGCAUUGACAGGUGCUAAUGGCAGCCAUGACAUUUUUCUCCUAUACUAGAUAAUCGGUGCAGCCAGACCUUUCCCCAGCACUAACGCAGUGCUGUGGAGAUAGGUCUAGCUAUACGAGGCUAAGCCAGAGGGACACUGCUAUUGACUGUACAUUUGCUUACAUUUGUGACUGACUGUUUGCAGUUUUAAGAAUUGGACUGUCCUGCAGGAGGCCACUUAGAGGGAUCUUCUUGACCCAAUUCUUGGUAAGUGUUGGCAGGUGGUUAGCUUGUGUUAGCUUCCAGUAAACACUGAAUGGUUUAAUAGAGGAGGAUAAGCUACUGCCAGUAGAUGUCCGCAAGGUAGAUAGCUAAACAACAAAAAGUGGUGAAUUUCAAGUGACCUCCUUUACUGAAGUUGCUCUCUGGUGGACAACACUUUGUUUCCUGUGAUGUGAUUUGAUUUGAAUGUGGAAAUGGAAAAUCACGUCACAAUGAAAAACAGUUCAGUUAUUAAACACAAAAAGCUGAAGAAUUGUUAUUUUAACAUGUUUUUCAUUUGAUUAUGUCACUAAAUGCAGAGGAAAUACACAUAAUAUGUAUUGUAUUUCACACUAUUUCUUUGUUUGAUUUGUUUUAAUUUAGGCAUUUUAAAUCUUCCAUACAUUGCUACCUGCUAUCCACCCAAACAAACCAUCAAACGCCCUGCCCCCAGCACCAGAAACUCAUCGGCACUUUUACGUUGAGCAGUCCAUUCCUACUUCCUGUCAGUUUUGCUUCUCUUCUCUCCUCCCUCUGUUUAAACCUACCAGCCAAACACAACCCCACAGUCGUACGACAGCAAGUGUGAUGUCUUUGUGUAUAGCGUAGCUCAAGGCGAUGUCUAGAUCUGUGACAAUGCUGACACCUUGUGGGACAGAUAUGAACUUCACCCUCAGUGGAAAAUAGAUUUUCAUUUGACUGAACAAGCUGCUGAGAGCAGUGCCAUUAAACAGGGCCUGAUAAAUCUACCCUGAUCUGACACAGCAAGGAUUAAAUUUAUUUUCAACCCCGACAUUUUGCAGAUGUUUGACAUCUAAAUUAAGAUAACGAGGCAGGGAGAGUAGCAGCUCCUGCCUUACAAAUCAUUGCUGUCCACACUAUUUUAUGUGGAGCAUCUGAAUGUUUGAGCCACAUCCAAAUCGCGGUUCCUGCCAUGUAUUCACUCUGUCAUUAAGUCAUCUCUACAUGGCUGUGAUCAGCAUUUUAGUGUGCAUGCUCCUUGUUUAUAUGAAGGACUGGCCCACUGUAACAAUCAUCUAUGUUCACACUCUGCAGUUGGUUCAAUCACAACUUCCUUUACAUCCAUCUUUGCACAAAGAGUAUGUCAGGUAAAAGAAAAAAGAAAUAAUGCAAAACCAGGGCUCAGGGCAAUGCAUGCAGUUUGCCCUGCAAUGCUGGGACCAUUAGCAUUUGACUUGACAAAGAAGUAUUUCGUUGUGGCCAUUAAUAGCAGGUGGUAUGCAGCUGACCACAGCCACUGCUGCUAGUGCAAGGCUUUGUAAUGUAGGCAAAGCUGAUGACUUUCACUCACUGAAGGAAAAUAGAACAACCAUCAACUUUUAAACAAAAUAAACACUUUUUUUUGGAGGGUUUACACAUAGAAUCAAUGUAUAGGCUUUUUAAGUUGAUUACCAUCCCAAAGCAUAAACAAUGUGGAUGUACAUAAAUGAGGACAGCUAGAUGUAAGCAUAUUUAUUAAAUCAAUGGUUUGAAUGGAUUUUUUUUCUCUCUUUUUGCGUGUAGUGAGAUGAAUUGUACUUAUUUAUUUAUCUAUUCUGCUGUAAAAUGGAAUCAGCACCAUAUCCUUGUAAUGAUUGAGUGCAGCAAUAGGGA
Chelmon rostratus (copperband butterflyfish) is the source of this 4683-nucleotide messenger RNA. It is a transcript of the gene acsl6, whose product is annotated as acyl-CoA synthetase long chain family member 6. The record is from RefSeq and is a predicted model, not a curated record. Gene Ontology annotation, molecular function: arachidonate-CoA ligase activity. Bases 192 to 2360 code for a protein of 722 amino acids. Gene Ontology annotation, cellular component: membrane; endoplasmic reticulum. Gene Ontology annotation, biological process: long-chain fatty acid metabolic process; long-chain fatty-acyl-CoA biosynthetic process; very long-chain fatty acid metabolic process. The transcript has 21 exons. NCBI's taxonomy places the organism in Eukaryota, Metazoa, Chordata, Actinopteri, Chaetodontiformes, Chaetodontidae.